Gadus morhua (Atlantic cod) is the source of this 3267-nucleotide messenger RNA. RefSeq names its product ABC transporter F family member 4. The record is from RefSeq and is a predicted model, not a curated record. The coding region runs from base 123 to 1568 and encodes 481 amino acids. NCBI's taxonomy places the organism in Eukaryota, Metazoa, Chordata, Actinopteri, Gadiformes, Gadidae. The transcript is spliced from 6 exons.
UUCGGCUCCAUCUCGCUGGGGGCGGGGGGGAGUGUCGACCGGCUUCGCGCGGCUCUGUGCGGGAAGGAGCAAUCCCGUUAUUUCAAGGUUAUCGUCGGCGGGGCCAUACCUACUCGCAUGCAAUGGGCCUUUUGAUAUUCGCAGUGGCGCUCUGGGCUGCUGUCGGGGUGGGAAGUCGUCCAGCCGCCCUGCCCCUAAACAAUCUGAAGAUGGAAUGUAUAGUCCAGGAGACGCUGAACGGAGCCGGGUCUGACCAGCGCUGUGCUACUGGACUCGCAGAAGAACUGAAUGAGAUGCAGAGGCACCAUGGUCUGCUCCGAGAGCUACAGGACCUGGCGGAUGAGGAGAGUGAACGGGAGAGAGAGACCGAGAGGGAGAGAGAGAGGAAGGGCUACGGGUACAACCUGGCCGACGACGAGAGCGACGACGAGAGGGACCAGGAGGAGGAGGAGGACCAGGAGGAGGAGGAGGACCAGGAGGAGGAGGAAGAGGAGCCCAGACGAUUGAGCAAAUACCACAAACACGGAAAAGAGAAGGACGAGGAAAAGGAGGAUGAGGCUGAAAGAGAUCAGACAAACGAGGGGAGAGAGAUGGCGGAGGAGGAGGGCCAUAAGGCGGGCGACGAGGAGCGAGCUAGGGAGCUGGAGGAGCUACUGGCGGAGGAGAUCGGGAGGAGGAGGGACGGAGGGAAGCGCAGCGAUGGGGAGCUCCAGGACCUGCUCAGGGAGCUGAAGAAGAAACGCUACGAGGCGGCCGAGAAGAAGAAGGAGGCGCAAGAGGGCCAGGGCUCCAAGGAGAGCAUGGGCAAGGAGAAAGGGAAGGAGGAGAAGGAGGCGGGGGAGGAGGGCGAGCGCCGGAAGACGGAGGCGGAGCUCCUGGAGGUGGAGAAGGAGAAGGUGGAGCGGGAGAUGAAGGAGCUGCUCCUCCGGCAGCAGGACAGCCGCAGCAAGGCGGAGCAGGAGAAGGAGCGGCGGGAGAAGCAGGAGGAGCUGGACGAGCUCCUGCACAAGAUGAAGACGGUGCAGGAGGAGGAGGGCAAGGAGGAGGAGGAGGGCGCCACCGUGAAGGAGGAGGUGAAGAAGACGGAGGCGCAGUCGGAGAUGCAGUCGGAGCUUAAGGAGGAGAAGGAGGAGACGAAAGACAAGGAGGAGGAGGCAGAGGACAAGGUGGAGAAGAAGGAGGAGGAGAGAGAAGAGGAGGAGGAGAAGAGUGACCAGGUGGAGGAGAAAAAGCCCAACGUUGAAGUGGUGGUGAAGAAAGAGGCGGGGGGGGAGGUGGAGGAGGAGAAGGAUCCCCCGAAGAAGAGGGUGAUGGAGAAGGCGAGCGACGAGGCCACGCGGCAGUUUGAGUGGGAACACUACGAGGGUGAAGAAGACGAGCGGGAGGAGGAAGACGAGGAAGGGGGUGAGGAUGAGUAUGUCCGAGAGGACCAGGGGGAAGAGGAGGAGGAAGAUGGAGACGAAAAAGACAACGGCGAUGCCAAAGAAGACGACGCAGAGGAGCUGCUGGAGAUAGAAGUCGAGCUGCGCAGAGUCGCCGCGGAGCUGAGGCAACUUCGUAGAGGAUAAGAAACACAUACAUGCACACAAACACACACACACACACACACACACACACACACACACACACACACACACACACACACACACACACACACACACACACACACUCACAAACACACACACACAGGUACACGUUAAUUUGCCACAGAUGUUCUUGUUCCAUGUCAGCGUUCACAAUGCCUCACAGACGUGAUCCUUUAGGAUUCUGUAUGGGUUAAGUGUCGGUAGAAAAUAAAUAGUAAUAAUGAUUUUAUGACAAUCUGAAGACAGAAGUGAUAAAGUUUCAGUACAUCUGUGCCGGUUACAACAUGGAUGCAAAGCAUUUAGCACUUUGAUUUUGAAUUGCCAUGUUUAAAACAUUAUCUUGGGACAUUACUAUAAUGUAGUAUGGCUAUUAUAAAAUUUUGGGACAUUUUCUCCGACAUUUAAUGUACAUAUAUAUAUACAAAUAUAUGUAUAUAGGUAUAUGUAUGUGUGUGUAUACAUAUACAUCUACUUUGAAUAUACCUUUUUGUGCAAUAAUGGAAAACUGCGUGUUAACUAGUUUUGCUGUUCUGACUGUUAACGUAAGCAAUGUGUAGGCCUAUUUAUGUCGUUUUGAACAAUGUUAAUCGAUUGAACAAUAUCUCUCCCUGUUUUGUUCCAAUUGAAGUUGAGGGUUGUGUUUUAUCUGACUCAUGCACUGUUUAAACCAGACUGUUUCGGACGAUCAGCGAUGACACAGAGAGAGAGCGUCAGCUGGUCAACGUGACCUCGUAGAUUCAAAAGGCUGAUGGGAAAUUGUAUCAACCUAAUGGCGUUCAAAUGCCUGGACGUCAUGCGCUAAGAGCUUAAUAAGGUUGCAAGGUGUCACUUCAGGUUCUCAGCUAGCUUUGCACUCUUUAUAUGAACAAGCCACGGAGCACUAGAGAAGUAGGGGAGACACUGAAGCCAUUUGUUGUCAUUUAAUAAUGAUAACGGAAACAUUGUCAAAUUGCAGCGAUGACUGUUACAUCACCGUGUGUGGGUAUCCCUUUAUGUAAAAGCUCGGAGCAUUGUUGCCUGUCUAAGCCAAGGUCAAAUGUAAAUAAGUAGCAACAGUGCCCCCAGGUGGACAUUUGUUGGGAAUUCACUUUGCACAGGAAAUAGCAUUGGAGGGCCACAUUACUGUCUGCAAUAAGAUGUAUUGGCACGUGAAUGCAAUAAUCAGCCAAAUACAUCACAACAAAUCUUUGGUGUGUUUUAAUAUGUAAUCACAAUGCAUCAUAUGGUUCUAAAUGUAAUAUAUUUUCUAUAAAAGAUUACAAGUCAAUAUAUACAAGAUUAGUGUACAAUACACAUUUGUGUAUUGAACACAGAAAAGUUACUUUGUGGCUUGUAUUAAUACAUGGUUAAUCAGUUACAACACAUUUUACUAUUCCUCUUCCAAAGAUCAUCAGAUAUUUGUUAAUUCGGGAUAAACCUAAGAACUACUCGAAUAAAUGUAACAUGUAUGUUUUUUUCCACACAAAUCUGCAAAACUGUUUCAAAUAUUUUCACAAACCAGCAACAAAAUACUGCAAAGGAAAUGUUGAGUGGAUGGGAUGAGGGCAUAGAGGACAUUUAAAAAUACGAAGAAAACAAUAAAAAAAAAACUUGCAAUAUCACUGGCCAAUGUGAGUGCUGUAUUUUGUGCCUGUUGUCUAUUCCUCUAUGCUAAUUGUUAAUAAAUACAAAUUGUGAAUUA